This is a messenger RNA of Gymnodraco acuticeps, 1787 nucleotides long. Its product is annotated as receptor-type tyrosine-protein phosphatase eta-like. The record is from RefSeq and is a predicted model, not a curated record. The coding region runs from base 190 to 1749 and encodes 519 amino acids. Gene Ontology annotation, molecular function: integrin binding; proteoglycan binding. Gene Ontology annotation, biological process: nervous system development; heart development; cell-substrate junction assembly. The transcript is spliced from 9 exons. Lineage: Eukaryota; Metazoa; Chordata; Actinopteri; Perciformes; Bathydraconidae.
CAUCAACCCCAUCAACCCCAUCAACCCCAUCAACCCCAUCAACCCCAUCAACCCCAUCAACCCCAUCAACCCCAUCAACCCCAUCAACCCCAUCAACCCCAUCAACCCCAUCAACCCCAGUUCGUUGCAAAAUAACGCAGUGGCCAGAAGAAGCACAUUACGUGCUGUUGCCAGAUUUCCCCAAGCCUGAUGAAAACUACAUUGAAGACUCGUGCGUUGCCAUGCUCAGCAUCGGGCCUUGGGUUGAAAGGGUCUGCUCGGAGCUGCUCUCUUCCAUAUGUUACGAAGAUCGUUUCUUUGGGCGAAUUGAACGUGACUCGGAAGACUUCUAACAGCUCCAUUCUCACUUGGCGAUCCGGGCCUGGAAAUAUCACCUAUUACCGUGUAGAGGUUACCGAAGGCGACAACAUGCUGAAACGCAACUUUACUACUGAAGAUUUGACCUAUGACCUCAACAGCCUGACUCCAGGCACCCGCUACUCCAUUCAGGUGUUCGCUGUGAAGUGUACGAGAGACCUAAACCCGCAGGAGGACACCUUCUACACCACACCGAACAAAGUGGAAGACCUCAAAUUCACCAACGUGUCAGAAACCUCCGUCUUCCUGAACUGGACCAAACCAGCUGGGAAUUUAGAUUUCUAUCUGAUUAAGAUCAAAAAUGGGAAGCAGAUUAGUAGCAAGACAGAGGGCAAGGAGGUCAGAGAUUUGAUACCUGGAAACUUUUACACCUUCACUGUCCUCUCAGGAGUCGGGGAUAAUUCCACCUGGAGUGAAGAAUCCAUCGUCUCACGAAACACCAAGCCUGGGAAAGUGUCAGACCUGAGGGUGUCUCGUAAUACCCAUCAUUCACUGCAGCUCAACUGGAAGAGUCCCGUGGGAAAUGUCUCAUUUUUCAGGGUUGUCGCUACAAAUAAUAACAAACCGGCGGUCCCUCAAAAUGUGACCAUUACGGAAGUUAACGUAACAGGCCUGCCAAUUGGCUCCAAGAUAACCCUCAGUGUGACGGCACUAGUUAAUGGCAACAUUGAGGGAGACAGUGUAACUAUUGACAACUACACCGCUCCUGGACCAAUUCAAGACAUGAAUUUGAGCUCAACAGACGUGUCGCUCAAUGCCUCGUGGAAAACUGAGGGGGAUUCUUCAUCUUUCUUCGUCGAGCUCCUGCUGGAAGGCAAGGUCGACCAAAACCUAAAAACAAAUUUCUCUGAGAUCACCUUCACCGGUCUGAAGACUGCAGCCGAAUACAAUGUGACCGUGUACGCCUUUAACGGACAUCUCAAUGGCGAACCAUUGACCAGAUCCAUAUUCACCAUGCCGUCGCCGCCUACUAAAGCCAAAUCCACUUAUCAAGAUAAAUCCAGCAUUACCUUCGAGUGGGAUCCCCCUGCCAAAGUAGGAAGAGUCACGUACGCUGUGGGAAUCAUCUCCAGCUUCUGGGGCCACGCCGUGUCUGAGAGAAUCGAGAACAAAACCAAACACACGUUUACGGGCUUAAAAUCAGGGACCAAGUACGAUUUUCAAGUGCAAACAGUGGCGGAUAAGGAGCUGAGUACAGCAGCAACUGUGUCACAUAGCACAGAUGCAGACAAAAGGGAAAUCAGCCUGUCCAUGAUGUGCUCUUCGGCUGAGCCUCUCCUCUGUGAUGGAAAAGCCACGAGGGAUAGUGUGUUUAAACAGUUGGACAAACAUUUCGAGGAGGUGCUGGGGAGAAAUAUUUUCUGGGCACUCGAGAAGCUGGAACCCAAAUAAAAAUGAAGAGACAUCAUUUAUUAUUUUUCCUCCUUUAA